Messenger RNA from Suncus etruscus (white-toothed pygmy shrew), 4754 nucleotides. It is a transcript of the gene ZNF654, whose product is annotated as zinc finger protein 654. Gene Ontology annotation, molecular function: DNA-binding transcription factor activity, RNA polymerase II-specific; DNA binding. Bases 45 to 3446 code for a protein of 1133 amino acids. Gene Ontology annotation, biological process: regulation of transcription by RNA polymerase II. The transcript has 10 exons. NCBI's taxonomy places the organism in Eukaryota, Metazoa, Chordata, Mammalia, Eulipotyphla, Soricidae. Gene Ontology annotation, cellular component: nucleus. The record is from RefSeq and is a predicted model, not a curated record.
ACGGCGGCGCAGGGGCUGGCGACGCGCUGGGCGGCGAGAGCCUCAUGGCGGAAGAAGAGAGCGAUCAAGAGGCCGAACGCCUCGGAGAAGAACUCGUGGCCAUUGUGGAGGCGCCGCCGCCGGCUGCUCCGGGCGGCUUCGCGAGUGCGGGCGGCGGCGCCGGGGGCAGCAGCGGCAGCAGCUGCGUUGCCGCCGGCGGCGGCGGCGUCGGGAUCAGCAGCCGGGAUUACUGCCGACGCUUCUGUCAGGUGGUUGAAGAUUAUGCUGGAAGAUGGCAGGUCCCUUUGCCACAACUUCAGGUUCUUCAGACUGCACUUUGCUGUUUUACAACAGCCAGUGCAUCAUUCCCGGAUGACUGUGAGCAUGUACAGUAUGUUUUGAGUAGCCUUGCUUUGAGUUUCUUCGAGUUGCUGCUGUUCUUUGGAAGAGAUGAGUUUUAUGAAGAGCCCUUAAAGGAUAUUCUUGGAUCAUUCCAGGAAUGCCAGAAUCACCUCCGCAGAUAUGGAAAUGUGAAUCUGGAACUGGUGACUCGAAUCAUUAGAGAUGGUGGCCCAUGGGAAGAUCCAGUGUUGCAAGCUGUUCUUAAAGCCCAACCAGCAUCUCAGGAGAUAGUGAAUAAGUAUUUAAGUUCUGAAAAUCCGCUCUUCUUUGAACUGCGUGCCAGAUACCUAAUUGCUUGUGAACGAAUACCUGAAGCAAUGGCUCUUAUUAAGUCUUGUAUAAAUCAUCCAGAAAUGAGUAAAGACUUAUACUUCCAUCAAGCACUCUUCACAUGCUUGUUUAUGUCUCCUGUGGAAGAUCAGCUAUUUCGAGAGCACUUAUUGAAAACUGACUGUAAAAGUGGAAUUGAUAUCAUCUGUAACACUGAAAAAGAAGGCAAGACUGUGUUAGCUUUGCAGCUCUGUGAGUCCUUUCUCAUUCCACAGCUCCAAAAUGGGGAAAUGUACUGCAUCUGGGAGUUGAUUUUCAUAUGGAGUAAACUUCAGCUUAAGUCUAAUCCUUCAAAACAAGUUUUUGUAGAUCAAUGCUACCAGCUUUUAAGAACAGCAACUAAUGUGAGAGUCAUAUUUCCUUUCAUGAAAAUCAUUAAAGAUGAGGUUGAAGAAGAAGGCUUGCAAAUUUGUGUUGAAAUUUGUGGUUGUGCUUUACAACUAGAUCUUCAUGAUGAUCCCAAAACUAAAUGUCUAAUUUAUAAGACAAUUGCACAUUUUUUGCCAAAUGAUUUGGAGAUUCUCAGGAUUUGUGCACUCUCAAUAUUUUUCCUUGAGCGUUCCUUGGAAGCUUACCAUACUGUUGAAGAGCUUUAUAAGCAUCCAGAUGAAGAAUAUAAUGAAGGCACAAGUAGUGUUCAAAAUCGUGUUCGUUUUGAAUUACUUCCAAUUUUAAAAAAGGGAUUAUUUUUUGAUCCUGAAUUCUGGAACUUUGUAAUGAUUAAGAAAAACUGUGUAGCAUUACUGAGGGAUAAAUCAGCAGUUAGAUAUCUAAAUGAAAAUACACUGGAAAAUUCAACAAAUAAUCUUAAAAAAACAACGAGACAGCAAGGUUUAGAUGAAGAAUUUGAUUCUCUUACAGGCCAUAUCACUGCAAACAUUGAUUUUGAUCUGAUAUCUGGAAUUCAGGCUAAAGAUCAUAAUAAUACAAAGAAAAACCUUGCAAGUCUUAAUGCUUCUAAAGUUGAUCACAGUGUCCCAAAGCAUCGGUGUAUGUUAUGUAAUAAGGAAUUUCUAGGUGGUCACAUUGUAAGGCAUGCUCAGGCUCAUCAAAAAAAGGGCAGUUUUUCAUGUGUAAUAUGUGGUAGGAAAUUUAGAAACAGAGGGCUUAUGCAGAAACAUUUGAAGAAUCAUGUUAAGAAAAUACAGAGACAGCAGAUUGCUGCUGCUCAACAGGAAGAAAGCCCUCAUUUUGAAGAAAUAAAUUAUUCCAAUUCAUUCAUUUCAUUUGAAAAUGGGAACACUGAUAAAAAAGAUUUGGAAGUAGAAAUCAUUACUGUUUCCAAUGAGAGAAACAAAGAAGUCAUCUCUCCACACAUGACUGAAUUCAUUGAAAUUCCUUUAAGUGUAUCGGAAGAUGUCUUGGAAAAUGUCAUUGAAAAUGGUAGUCCUCACACUUCUUUAAAUGAUGCUUCAGAACCCUUACCUGUAUAUGAGGAUGACUAUGAGGAUGAAGAGGAUGAAGAGGGUGAUUAUGAAGAGGAUGAUUAUGAUCUAAAUCAAGGAACAUCAGUACUUCAUAAAAUCAAUGGAACUGUAUGCCAUCCAAAAGAUAUAUAUGCCACAGAUCAAGAAGGAAACUUUAAGUGCCCUGCUCUUGGGUGUGUCAGGAUAUUUAAAAAAAUUGGAUUUUUAAAUAAACACGCAAGGACUGUACAUCCAACUGAUUUAAAUGUACGGCAAACAGUUAUGAAGUGGAGCAAAGGAAAAUGCAAAUUUUGUCAAAGACAAUUUGAGGAUUCUCAACACUUUAUAGAUCACCUUAAUAGACACAGCUAUCCAAAUGUGUACUUUUGUUUGCAUUUUAAUUGCAAUGAAUCUUUUAAGCUACCGUUUCAGCUUGCUCAGCACAUCAAAAGUCACAGGAUAUUUCAAGCGCAGUGUAGUUUUCCAGAAUGCCAUGAGAUUUUUGAAGAUCUUCCUCUACUAUAUGAACAUGAAGCACAGCACUACCUAAGUAAGACACCAGAAUCAUCUGCACAACCAAGUGAAGCGAUUUGGAAUGCUACAGACUCAAGUCAUGAUCAUCAGGAAAAAGACUCAUCUAGUAACGAGAAACAAGUUAUUAGUCUGCCAGCUUCUACUAGCAAAUCAAGGAAAGAUUUUACAGAACCAAAGACAUGUACAGAAAGUAUGGAAAAGACAACAGACAAUUUAGUUCAGAAUGGAAAUGAUCAUUCUGAUAGCACUGUUUCUGAUGUAAGCUUGAUAGACCAAAAGAUGCCUGACACAGAGCCAAAUUCUAAAGAUAACUGUAGUGUUAGUGAUUUAGUAAAUGGACACGGAGGAAUUGAACAGACACCUUUAGUGUCAUCAGAUGCUGCUUUGAAACUUGUUACAAAUAGAAUCAGGACAGAAAAUGGAUCCAUUUUACCCAGUGUUGUACCACAAGAACACAGUAUCCUGCCAGUAUCUCAAUCUCAGGCACCUUCCAAACCAAAUCUAACAAGUGAACACACUUCAUAUGGCUUAAUUUUAACAAAGCCAUAUGUCAGACCAUUGCCUCCCAGUUACCUUGAUGAACGGUACCUCAGCAUGCCAAAACGCAGAAAAAUUUUGUCUGAUAGAGUAGAUGCCUGCUCUGAUCAAGAUAAUGUUUGUAAAAAAUCAGCGAAAAGAUUAAGAUGUGGCAAAUGCCUGACCACCUACUGUAAUGCAGAAGCACUUGAGGCUCACCUUGCACAGAAGAAAUGUCAGACACUCUUUGGAUUUGAUUCAGAUGAUGAAAGUGCCUGAUAAAUAUGUUUCAGAGAGAUCUGUCAAUCAAGAAGUAGUGUGGGAAAAGCACUACAAGAAGUACAUCAUCAGUUUCUAUUCCCCUGAUGGCCUUAAUUUUAGAGUGGUCUUGGAUUACUAAAGAUAAGCUGAAGCACAUUUUCUAGACUGAAUUCAGAGAGAUGUGCUGGUAUAGACUCAAAGGAUUAUCACAGAACUCCCAAAGUACCAGUUAUCCAGAAAACCACAUUUUAAAAUAGGUGAUGGUGAUGAAUAAUAGCAGCAUGUUCGAUUUUACUUAUGUGAAAAACACAUCAGGCAAGUAGUAAAAAAGAAAAACCAGUUAUGGCCUUACAGAAAGAGAAAAUUUACCCAUUAUAAAGGGGAUGGGGAGAUUGGUUUACAAUAAACUACUUUGAAGUAUUCUGAAAAUGGGAUAUGUUUCCUUAUCAUGCAUAACCAGUGUAUGUCCUCCUGAUUUAAGAAACCAUUACUAUUAUUAUUUUACUAUAAUUUAGAAACUAAUGCAUAGAAAUAAAACUUGAUUUUAAAACAUUUUAUCCACAAAAGAUUGUAACUUGUUUCCAGAUAAUUGAUUAGAAAGGUCAAAGUCCAAUGAAUGGCAUGCUAGCAUUAAAACUGAAAAAACAAAACACCAUAAUAGCAGUGUUUAAAAAUAAGCUUUUGAAAGAAUCUUCCACUUUCAGUUUGUGUUAUAAAGAGUUCUGUUUUAAAGACCGCAGUAUCAGUGUCAAUUAGGCAGAACAAGUACUCUCAGUAAUUUGUGAGAGAAAUGGGAGGGAUCCAAGACCAUUAAAGGCUCUCUAGUUGAAGGUAAACACUGAAUUGCAAAUUCCUCAAUGUGAAUAAUGGUAUAAGCACACUGGGAUAUUUCUAUUUGUAUAUAGAGUAGUGUUAGGACAUUGCUUGAUGAUUCAUGGUAAAGUCCUUUAGACACUAACAUGAGUUAUCUAACUAAAUACAGUCCUAUUAAAAUAUCUGGCUGUAUAGAACUUGCCAGCUAAGAGUCAGGUCAAGAAUUCAUUGGUUUUAUUCAAUAAAGAGAGUUAAUUCUAAAGCCAUACUACUCAUGCUUUUAAUUUAUUAAUGGUAAAUUUGGUCUUAAUAGUAAUUUUUAUAUGUAAAAGGAAAUAUUUACUCAAUUUGCACAGCAAGAACACAGUAAGAUAUAUCAGUGCAUUUAUUUUCCUUGAUCAGUAGUUUUCUUAAGGAAUAUUUUAACUUAGUAAUCAAUAAAUUAUUAAAAUGUUUUUUUAAACUUCAUAUUUGCUACAUGUCCAUUCUCUAAAAGAGGAAGUUCAUAGAGCC